AUGAAUAGACCUACUCGACCGGACUCCCUCAACUUGCAGCAGCUGCCGCAUCAUCAACAACCUCCUCUCACCCACAAAAGAAGUCAAAGUAAUGGAUCCAUAGAAAACCCCCUAAGCUCCCACGGAUCUUCUAUCAUCUCGAUGGGUUACCCACUGGCUUCAGUUACUCCGGAAUCGGCUUAUAUCGCCGCAUCCGCCGCCACAGGGAUUGUGACGAGUAAUCAUGAGAGUUUCUUACAGGAUGAGGGAAUUGUUAGCCCUGGAUCUCCUACCAUUCUCGUUACGCCGCCGUCGCUGAAGCUCAUCAACCAAUUUCUCGACUUUCUCCUAUAUGAGUUCCUUUCUUCGGCCAAAUCGACCUCACUCAGGCUCUUGAGGCCAGCGGUUGAGGAGGUUCUUCGCUGUCGACUUGCAAAUGAAGCUAUUUCUGGUGCGGAUCAGGAGCUAACGUCUUACCUUGGAGGAGGGGAUGGGGAGGACGACGAGGAUUUUGGCGAACCGCAGGAAACGACUGGAGCAUGGGAUCUAGAGGGAACAUGGAAGAAGACCAGGCUGCGGUGCAUGGUUUACUCGUCUCUGGGGGACUUGGAGGAGGACGAUGAGGCUGUAUAUUCCGGAGUUGGCCUUGAGGGAUCAGUCGGAGCUCAGCAAUACAACGCUCACAGUGCCAUGCCCGGUAUUGUUUCACCAGCGGUGGCAAUCUGGCUCACCGCUGUUUUAGAGUUUGUGGGCGAACAAACGCUGCUUGUUGCUGGUCAUGCAGCCAUCAACCGCUUUGCUCAGAAACUACCUACCAAUGAGGCCAGAGAAAUGUCCGACGCUACUGAGAGACCUGUUGUUGAGGAGUUGGAUACGGAAAAGGUGGCCUUGAAUCCGUCCCUUAGCCGACUAUGGCGACAAUGGCGCAAGCGAGUGCGAGGAAGGAGCUCUUUCUCCAUUCCCUCCCUACAACGUCAUGAGAGACGAGCUAGUACCUCCAGCCGGACAAGCGCAAGCGGUCUUACGACGGGAAACACUUUGAGGGGCGAACCCUCUGCGGCCAAGGGUACAUUUGGGGGGGAUGAGGCGCCUGUGGUAGGAGUGGACAAAGAAGUGGAAUUUGGGGACGAUACUGCUACCCUUGAGGCUAACAAGGAGGCGUUGCUGACUCCAAUCGUCGAGGCCGCUCCUCCAGCUGGUGGAGACGCCGAGAGACCAGAAAGCCGUAAAGUUGAACUGAUGAGUCUUGGCGAGCUUAUGGAGUUGGAAAUCACGGGCAAAUUGGAGAAACGCCGUCCACAAAGCUUGAUCCUUUUACCUUGGACUACGGAGUCGCCAUUUGUUACCCGUUCACCUAGCAUUAAGCGGCCUUGCUCGUUACCAGAUCUUACUCGAGGGGAUUUCCCUGAUCCAGUUGCUGAAGACGAGGGAGAAAGGACGGGUUCGGACAACCUUGAAAUAGCCAAAGGUGAAGUAGAGACGGGCGAGGCGGCAGAAACCGACCAAGCCUUCUACACGCCAGCAGAGGAGCAGAAGGGCUGGCCUGCUGAACCAGGCAAGGAAUUAGAGUCUGUGGUCGAAACAUACGAACAACCGGACGGCUCAAUUAUUAACCAGUAUUCAAAUUCCGAGAUGGUACAGGCUAAGCGAGAGUUCUCAGAGGACGGGGCUAUUGGGACCGAGUCGCCUGAAACAGCCGAAAAACUUGUUUCGGUUUCCGGGAAUGACGAGGAUCUUAAUGGUGAAAUUGGGGUUGCUCACACUUCGGAUGUCCUUGUAGCACCACCAGUAUCUUUGUCUUCCUCGCGAGCCCGUUGUGAGGAGGUUGAGGAAACGCCGAUGCAUCAGCCACAACAGGAGGAUGAGGUAGGAAGGGCACCGGCUAGUCCAGUUUGCCACGUUGCUGCUGCUUCUUCAGACGUUUCGUCAAUGCAUUCUGCCGGAAUUGUCGAAACUCCGCGAUCCACAGAAGAUCAACCUCCCCCAGUUCCCGAGAGGGCAGCGAAGCGCCCAUCAACUGCACCUGCUGCUAGCGAUCGCACUAGGGCGGUUGAUAAUGCAGUCGUUUCGGAUGACGAUAUACUAGUUGUGAUCAACCGACAGGGCUCCGGAAUGGAAACGUCGACCUAUCCGGGCGCGAGCCUUACUGGGAAUGGAAAUUCUUCGCACUCUAAAAAGGGGUCGUCGACGAGUAGCAAACAUUCUCAAUACUCUCAACUUUCUGAUAGAAAGAUUGGCCAACUUACCCUGGUCCAGCCUUCUUCUAGCAGCUGUAUCUCGAUAUCGUCUGAACGUGCAAAUGGAGUGCGGGUGUGGACAUCUCCAUCAACGCCUGACAAGUCUCGUCGUUCCUCAAGUUUCAGCAAGGCCCAGCGUCCAAUAUAUUCCUCUGGUUCCAGCACGUCACAGUCGUCAGCAAAGUUCAAGAGCUUUGUUCCCUGGUCGGUAGGAAGUGCGGGUCACUCAAAGGCUCCAGAAUCAGAUGACGAGAGUCACAGCAGUUUGCAUAGUGAACGGCAGUCGGCAAAGUUGGCAAAUAUGGAUGAGAGAGAGCGUAGCUUUGAGGAAUUGAUUUCUCGUGGUGAUACGAUUCACUGCACAAUCACCCCUGGUCCGAUCAGGAGAAUAGAGGGGUCCCCACGCUCCACGACACAGACUGCAGACCUAGUAGAGUUCCUGCGCACCGGACCAGAUGGCACGGAACGCCCGCGCACCGUAACAUCAAAUAAAUCGGGCUCGCGCCCUUCAUCUGCAAGAGCCAAGGCCAUCAUUACGAAAGACCCAAUCAGCGGUGAUAGCAUCGCUCCGACACAUACGCUCCGUUCGACAACCUCCCCUCCCAUUACCACUUUAGCCUUCGCUGGCCCUCCACCGCCAUCUAGGCACUUUGAUACCACCACUCAAACCGUGAAAAUGCCUAGCUUGUUCGGGCCUCUGUCCGCUACGACAACUCUACGGGCUGACGGCUUUGGUUCAAAGCCUCCUUCCUCUCCUAGUGGAAUCAUAAUUCCAGCGGUCAUGAAACAGCAGCGGUCUGAUACGCCAUCGACUGUACAUUCGCGCCCAAAGAAUCAUUUAGUUCCCCGCGAUGCGAGCGGGUCCACUAGUAGUGCUUCUACGUCAGCAUUGGCUGACUUCUUCCGCAACACAACGCCUCCGGUUGACGGGGAACACACCAUCCAGCGACGCAUAUCCCGUAGUGUCGCUCCUUUCCGCAACACAAUGGAUUCUGCACAAUUCGACGCCGCUCGAGAUCCUGAGCGAACUGAACCAGUGGAUUCGAUUCCUGGUGGCCUCGGGCUUGGCCUGAACUCCGCACCUGAGGAUUCUUAUCAAUCGUCUUUUUCCUCCUCUACUGCUCUUCUUCGGAGCAACUCUGGUAGAGCCCACGAUUACGGAAGUAUGCCCGCUCCACAGCGAAAGCAGACCAGGGUCAGGGACUCGCUCGCGGUCGUCGAUAUCGAAGAGCAAGACGACCCGGAUCUGGUUGGGCUCGAAUUGGUGAUUCCUAAGAGGAAAGAAGAAGAGAGUUUAAUUGACUUCCUAAGAAAUGUCGCACCGCCACCCCAGCCUCCAGAGGAUCCCAGGGACAAGGCGCAAAAGAAGAACAGCUCAGUCAGUUUAAUGGGUCGAUUUACCCGCUCAUCAACCCGCAAGAACUCCAUCGCUUCAAAUGCAGACAGGGUUAUCCCCAUGGUCCCCCAACUCCCUGCUCUGUUGGAUGGACCAGCAAAGUACGUCCCACUGCUCUCCGACACAGACCACAUGUCGCCGCACCACUCGAGUAACGCACCACCACCAUCAUUAUCAGCUAAGCGCCAUGACUCCUACCGGCUAACUUCCGAUCUGAGAGAGCACCGAAUGAUGGGCAACGGCGGCGUGCAAGUAAGGGUCCAGUAUCAAGCUAGGGAUGCUCGAGUAGAGCGAGACGACACAGAUAGCUUGGUGGACUUCCUAAAGUACACUUCACCUCCGCCGCCCAUGUCCACAGAUGCUUCUCCGUCGAUGCUUAAGGAGGAAGGACCGAAGUUUAAACUCUCGUUUGGGAGGAAGCUGAAGAGGAACGAAGUGUAUUAGGUUUCAUCUUUUAUUUCCCUAUUACCCGCUCCCCUCCCCGGUUCUUUAUUUUGUGUAAUGACAUCCUUUUUUGCCCACUUGCGUCUUUUUUUUUUGCGUCUUUCUUGCUUUAUGUUUUUUUAUUCUUUCGCUUUUCUCAUACCCUCUUUUCCUUUCUAUAUGUCGCGCUCUUAAUCGGUCUGGAGAAAUGGAAGGUGAAACGAAAGAAAAGUAGCCUUUUUUCCCCUUUCCUCCUCUCAGCUAGCAUUACUCUCGCUUAAAUUAUCCCGUUCCUCGGCUCGACAUUUUUGACUUGUCCAAUUUGGCCUUAUCCUUCCCAUUUCCCGCCGUUGCCUUGGGCCAACCUCCACCUCUCCACAAGGGGUUUAGUUUCUCAUUUCCUUCUCGUCAAAAAGCUCCUGUUCUCUUCUCUCUUUCCCCAUUUUCUCCAUAACGCAAUGCAGCAAGGUUAGAGGUGGUUAUCUUCUCUUCACUUUUCUUUCUUUGACUUCGGCUUUUUGAUUUUCGACUUACUCUAUAGUGACAUGUGUUGGGUUUUACUCUCUCUUUCUUCCUUUCUUGUAGAUACUGUUUGUCUGUUUUGUCUGUUUUUGUUUUUUCCUAAACCAAUUGAGUUAUUGAGUUUUUUGGAACGUUUUUUUGAGAUUGAGAGGAAUGGGGAGUAUUUUUUGAGUCUAGUUAAAUUGAAUCAUGGCUUAUCACUCGA
Molecule: messenger RNA, 4762 nt
Organism: Tuber melanosporum (Perigord truffle)
Lineage: Eukaryota; Fungi; Ascomycota; Pezizomycetes; Pezizales; Tuberaceae
Exons: 3
Coding region: 1-4056 (1351 amino acids)
Source: RefSeq, a predicted model, not a curated record